AAAUCGUGCUCUGCAGCGCUGCGCGUUUACAUUACCUUCACACAUAAAAUAAUAGUUUUUCUCGUAAAAAGGUGAAUUAAACCAUAACUUGCAAAGAUGUCUUAUAUGUUAGCACAUUUACACAACGGCUGGCAAGUGGACCAGGCCAUUCUCUCCGAGGAAGACCGAGUUGUGGUUAUCCGAUUCGGGCACGAUUGGGACCCCUCCUGCAUGAAAAUGGACGAGGUGCUAUACAGCAUAGCGGAAAAGGUGAAAAACUUUGCCGUCAUCUAUCUGGUGGACAUAACGGCGGUACCGGAUUUUAACAAGAUGUACGAAUUGUACGACCCCUGUACGGUGAUGUUUUUCUUCCGGAACAAGCACAUCAUGAUCGAUUUGGGCACCGGUAACAAUAACAAAAUUAAUUGGCCGCUAGAGGACAAGCAGGAGAUGAUCGACAUCGUGGAGACGGUGUAUCGGGGGGCACGAAAAGGUCGGGGUCUGGUGGUGUCCCCGAAGGACUAUUCGACCAAGUAUCGCUACUAGGUUGAAGGUAUUAUGUUUAGUUUUUCAAAUUAUUUAUGAAUAAGGAUAUGUGUAUGACUGAAAAUUGGAA
Uranotaenia lowii is the source of this 595-nucleotide messenger RNA. Its product is annotated as thioredoxin-like protein 4A. Gene Ontology annotation, cellular component: spliceosomal complex; U5 snRNP; U4/U6 x U5 tri-snRNP complex. Bases 97 to 525 code for a protein of 142 amino acids. The transcript has 2 exons. The record is from RefSeq and is a predicted model, not a curated record. Gene Ontology annotation, biological process: mRNA splicing, via spliceosome. NCBI's taxonomy places the organism in Eukaryota, Metazoa, Arthropoda, Insecta, Diptera, Culicidae.